Molecule: messenger RNA, 828 nt
Organism: Ilex paraguariensis (yerba mate)
Lineage: Eukaryota; Viridiplantae; Streptophyta; Magnoliopsida; Aquifoliales; Aquifoliaceae
Source: the annotation of a GenBank genome assembly
AUGAUGAAGGAGGAGCAUACUCCUAUAGAUGGUGGCAGCAGCCACAGUUGGGCGCGUGUGUGCGACGCGUGCCAUUCGGCAGCGUGCACCGUGUACUGCAGGGCUGACUCUGCCUACCUAUGCUCUGGAUGUGAUGCCCGUAUCCACGCCGCCAACAGGGUGGCAUCGCGCCAUGAGCGCGUGUGGGUGUGUGCGGCGUGUGAACGUGCUCCGGCAGCCUUCAUUUGCAAGGCUGACGCGGCAUCACUCUGCACCACUUGUGAUGCGGACAUCCACUCCGCCAACCCUCUGGCGCGCCGCCACCACCGUGUCCCCAUUCUUCCCAUUCCCGGCUGCCUCUACGGCUCCCCAGCCACCGACCCAGGGGGCUCCAUAAUUGGGACCCCAGGGGAUGCCGAGGAUGGGUUCUUGGCUCCAGAGGCUGACGAACCAAUUGAUGAAGACGAUGAAGAUGAAGCGACUUCAUGGUUGUUGUUUAAUCCUGUUAAGAACACCCACCAAAGCAACGAUGGGGUUUUGUUUGGUGGAGAGGGAGUUGAUGAGUACCUGGACUUCGUUGAGUACAAUUCAUGUCAAGAGAGUCAGUUCAAUGACAAGUAUAAUAAUCAGCAGCAACGCUAUUCUGUGCCUCAGAAGAGCUAUGGAGGAGAUAGUGUUGUGCCAGUUCAGUGUGGAGAGGCGAAGGAUCAGCUUCAACAGCAGGAACACCAGAAUUUUCAGCUGGGGAUCGAAUAUGAGGCAUCAAAGACGGGGUAUGGUUACCCUGCUUCAAUCAGUCACAGUGUAAGUGCUUCACUAAAUCAACAGAUACUCCUCCAAUUAUGCUGA